AUGUUUAAACUAUCUAAAUUGUUUUAUUCAUUCAAACAUUCAAGUAGAUCAAACAUUUAACAUAAUUUAUCAUCUUUCAAAAAGAAAAGAAGAUAAGAAUUACUUUACAAUAUUGGUUUAUAUGGUGCAGCAUUUGGAUGUGCUUUUGGUGCUGUCCCAUUUUAUAGAUUAUGGUGUGAGCAUUUUGGACUUGAAGGAGAUCUAGAUAAAAAAGAUUAUUCAAUGAAAGGCAAAAAAUGUAAUUCCUACCCUCAUUUCUAGUGGAUGUUUUUAGAAAAUAUCAUAUUGAAUUUGGAGCAGAAACAGAUCCAGAAGCCAAUUGGGAAUUUCUACCUGUCCAAUAAAAUGUUACUGUUCAUGCUGGAGAAACUGCGUUAGUCUUUUAUAGAGCUUAUAAUAGAAAUGAUAAUGCAGUAGUAGGUUUUUUUAUUAUAUAAUUAUUUAAGGUUUUGCUACUUACUAAAUAUUUCCUGAAGAUGCUGGACUCUAUUUUGCUAAAAUUCAAUGUUUCUGUUUCAAUUAACAAUUACUCAAUCCAAAAGAAGAACUUCAAUUACCUAUCUAUUUUUACUUUGAACCUGAAAUUAAUGAAGACCCUCUUCUCAAAAAAUGUGAAAAUGUAUAUACAAUAAUCUUUACUAUUUAAGAUCAAAGUCAUGUAUAGAUUCUAUAAAGCAAAAAAUUAAGAAUUAGCAUAACUUGCUGAAAAUGAAUAUAAACAUGUUAAAAAAAAUAAAAUGAUCUUAUAAAAAUUAAGAGAUGCCAAAAAAGAAGGAACUUUAAGUGAAGGUGAACUUAAUAAAAUUAAAGUAAUCUAUAUAUAUAUUCAUUCAUUAAAAAAUAGAAUACUAAAUUUACCGAUUAAGAAAUAGAAGAUUUUGAUGAAUGGGCCUAUGAUAAUCCCCUUGAAGCUGCAGAAGCAUAAAAAGAGGAAGAAUCAAAAAAUUGA
Paramecium sonneborni is the source of this 949-nucleotide messenger RNA. The record is from the annotation of a GenBank genome assembly. Lineage: Eukaryota; Ciliophora; Oligohymenophorea; Peniculida; Parameciidae.